AUGUCCACCCGAGUCCCCUUCACCCGCCUCCCCCUGCCGAGCAAGACCUUGCAAGCCCACCUGUCACCCAUCGACCUGACCGAAGCCGACGACCCUGACCCGACACCUUUUGUCGAUCAGAGACGUUCGAGGACGUUUUCGAAAGCUGGGCAUUGGGCGAGGGUGACCCCGCUGCCUUUGGCGUUUCCUUAUCGGUUACCCAGGGCGAAUAAGGAAGCUGGGGAAGAACAGAUCGGGGUGGAAGAGUGGCUGAAGAGGUACGAUACCUAUGAAGAUGUGGAAGGAGGGAUAGUUGGUGGAGAAGGCAGCUUGAGAGCGAGGACGAGCGAAUUGAGAUCGGCGUGGAGGCCCGAGUUGUUGGGCGUCUCUAGCAAGUGUUUGGACGAAUCCCUACCUCAUCUUGACGUAGGGAACGCUCUGGCGUAUACCGGACAAUCCGAAUCUCGAUCGUCACCACCAUCUGAAGCACAAGAGCAAAGACAAGGCGAAGAGCUGGCACUAGACAACAAGGGACAAGAACUUCUAGACGUCGUCUCGGGCAGGAAAGUGCUCAGAUCCGAAGGGUACGGGCCUUGGAGUUCGAGGUACGCUGGACAUCAAUUCGGACAGUGGGCAGGACAAUUGGGGGAUGGGAGGGCCAUCUCGAUCUUGGAGACGACUUCCCCCGAAGGUGGGAGACAAGAGAUCCAAUUGAAAGGGUCAGGAAGAACACCGUUCUCUAGGUCUGCGGAUGGGCUGGCGGUCCUUCGAAGUGGGGUCAGGGAAUACCUGUGUGCAGAAGCCAUGGCCGCCUUACAAAUCCCUACCUCCCGUUCACUCGCCCUCCUCACGCAUCCGGAAGACCAGCUCCAAGUCCUCCGUGAAAACGGCCCUGAACCCUCCAGCCUGCUCGCCCGUGUAGCUCCUUCCUUCGUGCGAAUCGGCAACUUUGAGAUCCUCAACCCUCCCGAAGAGGCCAUGAACAUGCAAUUUUUCAUGCUCGGUAUGCCCGGUGGUGGCGGUUCUAGAGGAUUAGAGCGGGAUCUGGAAGGGUUGAGGAUACUCGGAGAAUGGGUCAAGGGGGAAGGAGGUCUCGAUCUGAAGUUGCCGGAAGGAGAACCAUGGGGGAAGAAGUUGGUCAUGGAGUCGGCACUGAGGAACGCUAGGAUGGUCGCCGCUUGGCAGGUCUAUGGAUUUUGCCAUGGGGUGAUCAACACCGACAACGUCAGCGUUCUCGGCUUGACAAUCGAUUACGGUCCAUACGCCUUCAUGGACGUGUAUGAUCCAUACCACAUCUGCAAUCACAGCGACCAUGAAGGUCGAUACGACUACAGAAAACAACCCAGUAUGAUCCUCUUCGCGAUCAACCAACUCGUCUCGUCCUUGGCCGAAGUCAUUGGCGCGGAAGAGGAGACCGGCAAGGCGAUCGUAGAAGGAUGGGCGCAGGAUGCUGAUGAAGAGACGCUAGACCAGUGGCGGGCCACUGGAAUGGCCUAUGGAGAAGAGGUCGAAAAGGCUGCGAUGCAAGCGUUCAGAACCGAAUACAAGCGGUUGUAUGCCAAACGUUUCGGUCUUGCGGAUAAGUCGGACCGAGACAACUCGUCGACCGUCAUCGACCCGUUCUUGCAGAUCUUGGCCAACAUCGAGCUCGAUUUCCACUCGGCGCUGAGGGCGCUCUGUGCGUUUCAGCCUAGCAUGCUCAAGGAGGAACGAUCGGCGGAUCUCGAAGCCGUGCUCGAUCGAAUGGUCGAGACUGCCAAGCCCAACAAGCGCUCAGAGGGUAAAGACGCGCUCAAACCGUGGUUCAAGCAGUAUGCAGCGGCGAUCGAACAGGACCGAGCUCUGUGGGAAAGUGCCGGCGACAAGUGGGAAGAAAGUCGGUCUGCCGAGAUGCGAGGCGUAAACCCCCGGUUCGUGCUCCGUCAGUGGCUUCUGGAAGAGACCAUCAAGAAGCUAGAGCAUGGUAGCGGUCUCGCCCGACGAAAGUUGCUCGGGGACAUUAUGCAUAUGGCAACACAUCCCUUCGAACCGUACGGCGGAGAACUUUUGGGCGCAGAGGCGGAGCUUUCCGAUACUCAAAAAGAGGAGCAGAGACUGUGUUCGAUCGGUAGCAGACAGAUGCUCGGCUUCCAAUGUAGUUGUAGUAGCUAG
Molecule: messenger RNA, 2130 nt
Organism: Filobasidium floriforme
Lineage: Eukaryota; Fungi; Basidiomycota; Tremellomycetes; Filobasidiales; Filobasidiaceae
Exons: 8
Coding region: 1-2130 (709 amino acids)
Source: RefSeq, a predicted model, not a curated record